AUGACGAUUUCUCAAUUGGACAAGAAGUUCAGUGAAUUGGAACGUUUUGGGGAUAACUUGGUCAAUAUGCCGUUACGAAGAGCAAGAAAACUUCAGGAUGCCUUGAAACCUGCUAUUCGUGCUAGGUUAGUACCAUGUCGCCUCACCACUUAUGAUGAUGUUAUUGAAACUGCAUUAGCUAUAGAAGCGGAUUGGAUCAAAAACCAAAAGGAAAGGGAGCCGAGAGAUCUCAAGAGGAACCAGAAGACGGACCCAUCGACUCAUCGAAAACGUCCACGUACAGAUAACAUUGGGAAAGUCGUUGCACCAAAACCUUGUUUUCACUGUGGGGUAGUGGGUCACUACGCGAGGGAUUGUCCUAAGUCAAAGCCACCUGGACAACUAAAUGCAAUCUCGGGGUGUUAUCGUUGCGGGAAGGAUGAUCAUUUUGUAAGGGAGUGUCCUUUACCUGCACCACCUAGGCCACCAACUCAGAAUUAG
This is a messenger RNA of Papaver somniferum (opium poppy), 480 nucleotides long. RefSeq lists its product as uncharacterized. The record is from RefSeq and is a predicted model, not a curated record. Gene Ontology annotation, molecular function: zinc ion binding; single-stranded RNA binding; translation regulator activity. The transcript has a single exon. Bases 1 to 480 code for a protein of 159 amino acids. Gene Ontology annotation, biological process: positive regulation of cytoplasmic translation. Gene Ontology annotation, cellular component: cytoplasm. NCBI's taxonomy places the organism in Eukaryota, Viridiplantae, Streptophyta, Magnoliopsida, Ranunculales, Papaveraceae.